AUGGGAUCAGGAGGGUUCGAUCAGGCGUUCCAACAGAGUCUAGCACACCAUUCCUGGACGAUGUACGCACGAUGGCGCAGAGUCAGGAGUAUUUCACGGCUUGCUGUAGACGAUUGGAUAAUGUUGACAGCUGUUCCUUUAUUCUACACUGGACUGGUUGUGAGCUUAAACGUCAUCGUCAGCGGAGGUGGAAGUAAUCUGUUCCCACCAGAGCAAUUCGAAACGUUUUCCCAGGAAGAUAUUGACGAAAGAAUCAAGGGAUCCAAGAUUGUGGUCGUUUCGGAGCAGUGCAUGUUGAACGUCAUCUGGAUCCUCAAGAGCUGCAUGCUGUUUAUGCUGGCUCGUAUGACGACAGGUACAGGGCAUACUAAAUGGAUACGGAUUGCAGGAAUUUGGGCCAUCGCUGGCUACUUCGGGGUCCAGAUCGCUUUCUUUACAACUUGUCGACCAUUUACUGGUUAUUGGGAAAUGCCACCACCAGAUCCACAAUGUGCAACCUUACAGUACUAUGCAGUCGUACAAGCAGUCUUCAAUAUCAGCAGCGAUCUGUUAAUCAUCGCCAUACCUAUUCCCAUGGUAGCAUCACUAUCUCUUCCAAUCAAGCAGAAGUUGGGGCUGGGCGUCUUGUUCGGCAUGGGCGCCUUCGUUAUUCUGGCCGCAGUCCUCACAAAAGUAUACAACCUAUCCAAAGUCUACAGCACAAGAUACAUGCUAUGGUACGUUCGCGAAGCCUCAGUAGCAGUGUAUGUAGCCAACCUUCCUGGCAUCUGGCCCCUCCUACGCGAACACAUUCGCUUCCUGCGCGAGCACACAAACUCCUUCGUCACCGGCGCAACACCACGCACACCCCACUACGGCUACGGCUCCCAGUACGGCAAACUAACCAAAGCUUCACGCAGCCGUACCCGGCCAUCUAAAAACGUUGAAGAAGAUGAAGUCGAGCUGGGUGUCGCACACGCCAAAUCAGUCGCGCAGUCCAACCACUCAACCGACAUGCCACACCGCCUCCAAGGUCAGAAUCCAUUCACAAGCUCGGCGCAGAGACCGAGUCAGGAUAGCGAUGGGAAGGCUGGAAACGAAGUGCUGAGUAGUUGGAAGGGAACGACUGCCAUGGGCGUACAAGUAGACAUGAAGACUGAAAUACAAAGAGGUGAGUACGAUGACUCGGGGUUGGAGACGAGGAAGGCACAGGUGGCCAAGAUUGAGGGACCAGACGCACAUGAUGAGAGACGGCAAUGA
Molecule: messenger RNA, 1239 nt
Organism: Plenodomus lingam JN3
Lineage: Eukaryota; Fungi; Ascomycota; Dothideomycetes; Pleosporales; Leptosphaeriaceae
Source: RefSeq, a predicted model, not a curated record